ACUCAAUGCAGCGGUACCAGCACCGGGUGCAUUUCGACGACCCGUUGUUAAUGGCCAGUGCCGUGCAGGCGCCCGAUGAGUCGUUUUUGAAGCAUUACGAUGCAGGGGAUGCCCCCGUAUGGCGCAAUUUGCAUGCUCCGCAAGUCGACCAGGAGCUUCUUUUGAAGCUGAACCAGGAGGGCGAUCUGGAACGGUUGACGCGCAAGGCGGUGGACGAUACGCGCAAGGCAUGGAGGACCGAGAUCAUGAGCAAGCUGCGGAAGGAGGUGGAUGAUCUGGAGAACGACCAGUGGAUGUUCCAGGCAGGGCAGGAGUAGAAAGUCUUUACCAUGUAAAAACGCGCCAAUGCUAGUUUUCAAGAAAACUAAAAAAAAAAAAGCUAAUCAAC
This is a messenger RNA of Linderina pennispora, 388 nucleotides long. RefSeq lists its product as uncharacterized. Bases 51 to 317 code for a protein of 88 amino acids. The record is from RefSeq and is a predicted model, not a curated record. Lineage: Eukaryota; Fungi; Kickxellomycota; Kickxellomycetes; Kickxellales; Kickxellaceae. The transcript has 2 exons.